Pungitius pungitius (ninespine stickleback) is the source of this 1186-nucleotide messenger RNA. RefSeq names its product cms1 ribosomal small subunit homolog (gene cmss1). Lineage: Eukaryota; Metazoa; Chordata; Actinopteri; Perciformes; Gasterosteidae. Bases 107 to 961 code for a protein of 284 amino acids. The transcript is spliced from 10 exons. The record is from RefSeq and is a predicted model, not a curated record. Gene Ontology annotation, cellular component: 90S preribosome; nucleus.
UUACGCAACACUCACUACGUGUUUUUAACGUGCUGCUUGUGAACACACCCCUCGCACGCGCUCUCAGCGGUAGAUUCUGAUUGGACGGACUUCUGCUACGAGGAAAAUGGGAGACGACCUGGGUGAAGAGUGGUGGACACACGAGGGCAACUCAGAUGCGUUUGCGGCCGAGGAGGACACACAACCACUGAAACAGCUGCAAGAGAAGGACAACAAAAAGAAAAAGCCAGAGAAGAGGAAGUGUGUAACUGAGGCAACCGUUAAAGCCAAGAAGAAGAAAGAGAUUGAACAGAAGAAAGCUGCUGAGGAUGAAAAGUCAACAAAAUCCAAAAGAAAGAGGAAGAAGAAGACUAUUACAGAUGUGCUGUCCUCUUUGGAGCCAAAACCGGGCUCUCCAGCAGACCUGCAGAACCUGCUUACGCAGCACUUCUCAGACAAGCUCUCUGUAAUCGAGCAGGAGGAGCUCAAACUGCUGGACUCCAGCUUCCUGUCCAGUAAUGACUUGACGCACACAGUCUCCUCGUAUCUCAAACAAGUUUGCCCCAAGUGGUCGAAGAUUCAAAAGCAGCACACUGAGAAGAGGGCCUUGGUUCUGCUAGUUGUCUGUAGCUCCGCCAUUCGAGCCAUCAAGCUCAUCAAGCAGAUGACGGCGUUCAAGGGCGAAGCUAAAGCAGUGAAACUUUUUGCUAAACACAUCAAGAUAGAGGAGCAGGUGAAGCUGCUCCAAAAGGGCACCACCCACAUAGGAGUAGGGACACCCGGCAGGAUGAGCGCUCUUGUUGAGAAGGAGGGUUUGAGCCUGCAUGCGUUGAAGUACGUGGUCCUGGACUGGAACUGGAGGGACCAAAAGCUCAGAAGGAUGGUGGACGUUCCUGAGAUCAAACUGGACUUAAUGAAGCUGCUGGAGGGCGGUAUCCUGAAGCGUUGCAAAGAAGACAAAGUCAAAAUUGGACUAUUUUAACUGGCCGUUGUUGACCUGCUGUGUGCUGAUGAUUCAAAGCUACAAUUCAAUGUUCCUCACAACAAGCUGAGGCGCCUCAUCCUGUUUGUUCUCUUUCGUGUCAGUGUAAAAUGUGUUCUGUACCUUUUUGCUAUUUUCAGAGUCAAAUGUGUGGUGGUGUUUGUUCGCCCUUGUUGUCCAACACGAUGGAUUGAAUAAACAGAGUCCGAGAAACCAGCAUCUUUU